CCGUCGCCGGAAUCCGGAUUUCAACCAAAAUUUCUAGAUUUUCUUCUCUUCAUCCCAUCUUUCCAUUUCUCCAACCAAAAUCAAGAAAUUUGGCCAUCCAACCCUCCAAAAACCCUAGAACCCGAAGCUAAUUUGGGGGUUUUUGUGAUUUCUUCUUUCCAAGCUUAAAUCAAGGUAAUAUCCAUCCUAAUCUAGCCUCUAUUCAUCAGAUCUACAUCUAUUUCUUCCUAAAUCUGAGUUUUUGAUUUGGAUUUGUGAUUUUGUUUGCAUGAAUCCGGUUUCUCCUUAAACCAUGAAGCUAGGCUAUGGGUUUGGCAAGGAUUUUUGGUGAGGAUUUGUAGGUGAAGAAGGCCAAGGAGAAGGAAUAGGACGUGACUUUUGAAGAAGAAAGGGAAACACGAUCGUUAAGGAAGCUUAAGCGGAAAGCAUCAGAGUGUGGAGUACGCCAGCAUUUUCCAGGUUAUAACGAGGUCAUUCCGGACGAUUUGGAUUAGAGGUGGGUCGUUGGCCAAGUUUGUGUGUUGCUGUUCCUGUUGCUUGAAGUUCUUCCCUUGUGCAUUUAAGCCUCAACACCAAAACCAUCAGUUAAGAAUCUGCAACAACGAAAAUAGUGAUGUCUAACGAGCAAGAACACCCCAGGAAGGCAUUUGGAUGGGCUGCAAGAGAUUCAUCUGGUGUUCUCUCUCCCUUCAGUUUCUCCAGAAGGGAAACCGGAGAGAAAGACGUGACAUUCAAAGUGUUGUACUGUGGGAUUUGCCAUUCGGACCUUCACAUGGUCAAGAAUGAAUGGGGCUUCUCUACCUAUCCUCUGGUUCCCGGGCAUGAGAUUGUCGGUGAAGUGACGGAAGUAGGGAGCAAUGUACAAAAAUUCAAAGUUGGAGACAAAGUCGGUGUUGGAUGCAUAGUGGGAGCUUGCCGAUCUUGUGAUAGUUGUACCGACCAUCUUGAGAACUACUGCCCCAAACAAAUACUCACGUACAGUGCCAAGUACUAUGACGGAACCACCACCUAUGGCGGUUACUCUGACAUUAUGGUUGCAGAUGAACACUUCGUACUCCGUAUCCCGGACAACCUACCCCUUGAUUGUGCUGCUCCUCUCCUAUGUGCCGGAAUCACAACCUACAGCCCGUUGAGAUAUUUUGGACUUGACAAGCCCGGCAUGCAUGUGGGCGUGGUUGGCGUAGGUGGUUUAGGCCACGUCGCAGUGAAGUUUGCCAAGGCAAUGGGAGUGAAGGUUACAGUGAUCAGUACGUCCCCUAAUAAGGAGGAGGAAGCAGUUAAACACUUAGGAGCUGAUUCGUUUUUGGUUAGUCGUGACCAAGAAAAAAUGCAGGCUGCCAUUGGUACCAUGGAUGGGAUCAUUGACACAGUUUCUGCACAACAUCCUCUCUUGCCUUUGAUUGGUUUGUUGAAGUCUCAUGGAAAGCUUGUUAUGGUUGGUGCACCAGAAAAGCCUCUUGAACUUCCGGUUUUUCCUUUACUCAUGGGAAGGAAGAUGGUAGCUGGUAGCGGCAUUGGAGGUAUGAAGGAGACACAAGAGAUGAUCGAUUUUGCAGCCAAGCACAACAUAACAGCAGACAUCGAGGUUAUCCCAAUUGACUACUUGAACACUGCCAUGGAGCGCCUUGCCAAAGCAGACGUCAGAUACCGUUUUGUCAUUGACAUUGGAAACACACUGAAGGCUACCUCUUAAAUUCUCCAACCCAGGCUGUAUCAAUGAAGAAAUAAGAACAAACUGAUCUGGUGUCAUAAUCAUUGUUGUUCUUUCUCCAGAGUAUUUUAAGUUGUUCAAAACAUUAUAAGCAGAAUGUAAUGUGAUGAUUCGAAAUAAAUGA
Molecule: messenger RNA, 1835 nt
Organism: Rosa chinensis
Lineage: Eukaryota; Viridiplantae; Streptophyta; Magnoliopsida; Rosales; Rosaceae
Product: probable mannitol dehydrogenase
Exons: 9
Coding region: 614-1693 (359 amino acids)
Biological process (GO): lignin biosynthetic process
Molecular function (GO): zinc ion binding; cinnamyl-alcohol dehydrogenase activity
Source: RefSeq, a predicted model, not a curated record